Molecule: messenger RNA, 1569 nt
Organism: Helianthus annuus (common sunflower)
Lineage: Eukaryota; Viridiplantae; Streptophyta; Magnoliopsida; Asterales; Asteraceae
Exons: 2
Coding region: 1-1569 (522 amino acids)
Molecular function (GO): zinc ion binding; nucleic acid binding
Source: RefSeq, a predicted model, not a curated record
AUGUCGGGAGGUGCUAGUGACAAUGUCCUAUCCCUCACUACCGACGAGUUGAAAGAGAAGAUUGCCGAGGAAGUCGGAAAGGCAAUCGAAGUUAGCCUACCAAGAUUUAUAGAAAGGAUGCAAAACACCCUACUUUCGACUAUGGAGGAAAAGAUUGGUGAAUUAAGAGAAGACCUUACCAAUGAUAGAGGCGAGGCUAAAGAAAAGAAAGGUUGUUCUUACAACAAGUUUAUGGCGUGUAAACCCCCGAUCUUCAAUGUAGAGGUGGAUCCAAUUGCUUGUCAAAGGUGGAUAAGCGAUAUCGAGGGUGUUUUCGAACGAACGCAUUGUGAUGAAAGUGAUUUCGUGGCUUAUGGAACUGGCCAACUUAGAGGCCAAGCCAAGGAUUGGUGGGACAACCUCAGAAACGAAAGGGGUGUUGAAGCAAUAAGGGCAAUGACUUGGGAAGAUUUCAAAACACCAUUUCUCAAACAUCAUAGCCCCAAGGCAGUAAUACAUAAGAUAAAGGAGGAAUUCAUGCAAUUGAGGCAAAAGGGUGAAACCGUUGAUAAAAUUACGGGGAUGUUCAUGGAUAAGCUCAAGUUUUGUGAUGACUUGGUCAAAACUGAAGAACAGAAAAUCUAUUACUAUCACACCAUGCUUAGGGCUGAAUAUAGGGAGUUCAUGACUCCAUCACAUUAUGAAAGCCUCACCGAUAUAAUCAAUGCGGCGCGGGAACGUGAGAUUGAACUAAAAAGACAACUUGAAAGAGGUGAGAGAAGGGCCUUGGAUGAAAACCCGAGUCCCGCAAAGAAGCCAAAGGUAGCUGAAUCUUCGAAGAAAGGAAAUGCAAAAGGAGGUUCUCCGAGUUGCAAAACAUGUGGACGCACUCAUAAAGGUGAAUGUUACUUCAAGAACAAACCUUGCGUUGCAUGUGGCAAGAUAGGGCAUGGGGUUGCAAAUUGCCCAGAUAAAGAAACGGUGUGCUAUAAAUGUUACCAACCGGGUCAUAAAAAGUCAGAAUGUCCGGAAUUGAUGGGAAAGAAAGAGAGUGCCGACUCUAGGGAUGAAACCCCAAAAGCUAAGGCAAGGUCGUUCCAAAUCACUGCUGCUGAAGCAAAAAUGGAACCCGACGUGGUUACAGUGGUCGUCGGAAUGGAUUGGCUAUCCCGCUACCAUGCUAAGGUGAUAUGCUUACGUAAGGAGAUACACCUAACGUCUCCGAGCGGAAGGCGUGUCAUCAUCUAUGGGGAGAAGGCUUGUAAUCCCAUGAUAUGCUCGAUGGUAGAAGCCCGCAAGUUUAUACUACACGGGUGUAAGGCAUAUUUAACUUACGUACGUGAUGUGGAAAAAGAAACGCCAAGGAUUGAAGACGUACCUGUGGUGCAUGAAUUCGAAGACGUCUUUCCCGAGGAUCUUCCGAGAAUGCCACCAGAGCGCGAAAUAGAGUUCGGGAUUGAACUGACUCCGGGUGCUAAACCAGUUGCUAAGGCACCUAAUAGAUUGGCACCGUCGGAACUGCAAGAAUUAAUGUCCCAGUUACAAGAUUUACUUGAAAAGGGAUUCCUCCGGCCUAGCGUGUCUCCUUAG